Molecule: messenger RNA, 2506 nt
Organism: Owenia fusiformis
Lineage: Eukaryota; Metazoa; Annelida; Polychaeta; Sabellida; Oweniidae
Source: the annotation of a GenBank genome assembly
CUGUUUGUGAAUCAAAGGAAAAUACCGAUGGGCGAUAAUAGAGUGGUGUUUAAUCAUGGAAUAAAGUUUGAUAUUUUGAUUGGUCAAAAUCUAAAAAAUGGCCAAGAUACAACACCCAGAGGGAUUCAAGCAGAUUCCGUGAAGGCUGGCGAGACAAACAAGUAUGAUGAUGAAAAAGAAAUAAUUAUGGAUGAUUUUAAAGAAGGUGAAAUGGUCUAUGCAGUAUCUGACAAGAUGAGCUGCUCAAUGUGUGCUGUCAAUUUUGAUACAAGGGAGGAACAAGUGAACCAUUAUAAGUCUGACUGGCAUAGGUUUAAUCUAAAACAGAGGAUAAAGGGUCUAGUCUCUGUUAGCGAGGAGAUGUUUGAAAACAUUGCAGGAGAUGUGUCCAGUAUAUCAGGGAGUGAUAGUGAAUCUGACAGUGAAGAUGAUUCCACAAGUAUGCCUCCUUUGAUAUUACCCCAAGAUACCUCAAAAUACCUCCCAGCUGAUGAGGCACUCUGUACCAGACAUCCGAAAGUAUUCCUCAGAAAUCAAGAGGGAGAACUUAUGUCUGUAUACAGAUGCAUUGUUCAUGGAAAAAAGGAUGCCCCAGAGACCCAAGAAGACUUACUUGAAAGGGUCAAACAACUUCCUAGGCAAACCAGAUGGGCUGUGUUCAUGGCAGGUGGGGGACAUUUUGCAGGAGCUAUAUUCAACAAAGGUGACGUUAUUGUACACAAGACAUUCCACCGCUACGUUGUCAGGGCUAAGCGUGGUACAGCACAAUCAGCAAGGGACUCCACAGGCUCAGCGCCCAAGUCUUCAGGGGCAUCUUUGAGAAGAUACAAUGAGAAUGCUUUGAAAGAGGAGAUCCUCCAAUUAAUCGAAAGCUGGAAGGCUGAAAUAGAGAGAUGUGACUUCAUAUUCCUCAGGGCUCCUAGCUGGAAUAAGGCAUUCUUCUUUGGAGGCAAACAGCCACCCCUUGAUAAAUCUGACAGUAGACUGAAAAUGAUACCAUUUCCAACCAGGAGAGCCACUUUUAGCGAGUUAAAGAGAGUGCACUCAGUUUUGUCUUCAGUUGAGAUUUAUGGGAAAGACACAACUGUAUCUGAUCUACUACCAAGUAAACUUAAACCCCAAGUCCAACCAAGGGCAGCCACAGUACCACACGAAUCAGAAAAUACCACCCAUGCACCUGAUAAAUCUAUAGACCCUUCAAGUAGUGACGAAGAAGGUGAUACAGCAUUGGUGAUGCAUAUGGAGGAGAUAUCCACGCUAGAAAGUCUUCAAGAAUAUUCUGGGACAAGACCCCCAAGAAGACGUAAGAAAAAGAAACCAAAAUCUGACAAGCAUACAGUAGAUGAUAAUGGUACAAAAGAGAUGACUGCUCCAGAGAAAGAAAACGAUGAUGAACAGGCACAACCUGCUUUAAGUGAUGCACAAAGAAAAGUGCAGAACCAGAUUUUCACAGCAUGUAAAAUGGGAGAUAGAAUUGAAUUGGAACAUCUGUUGGGUCAUGGUGCUGCUGUAGAAAUCAACCCAGAUGUGUCCAGUCAGAUCUCAGUAGAUGUGCAUAGUCUACUGAAUGUCACACUAGGAGAACAGUGCAAUACAUUUCUACAUAUUGUAGCAAAAUCAGGUCAUAAAGAUUGUGUGGAGCUCUUAAUGGAGCUUGGUUGUGAUCCAUCUGUUAGGAACAAAAAGGGUCAAGUUCCAUAUAUGCUAGCGUUUGACAAAGGAACAAGGAAUGAGUUUAGGAAGUUUAUGGCAAAGUUUCCAGAUAAAUAUGACUAUCACAUGUCACAGAUUCCAGCCCCUCUCACUGAAGAGAUGGAACUGGAGAAAAAGAAAAGAGACAAUGAGAAGAAGAAAGCCCAGAAGAAAGCAAAGAAAGAACGCUUAAAGGACAUCAAGGCAGAAGAGGCAGUCAAAAGAGCAGAAGAGGCAGAAUGUAACAGGUUCCUCCGACUCACUGAUAGAGAAAAGAGAGCCCUAGCUGCAGAGAGGAGGUUCACAAACCAAGUGGUGCAGGAUGGGGGAGCGAAGCCAGUGUUGAGUCGGUGUUGGCAGUGUGGUUUGGACAUAACAGGGAAAAUACCAUUUGAAUAUUCAGACUACAAGUUUUGCACGACUAAAUGUUUAAAAGAACAUAGACUUUCCGAUAAAUCCUGACAACAAACAAACAGAAAGUAUAUUUUGUUUCUAGUCCUAUUAUGUUGUUCAAUGAUUGUUCAUGUCCAAAUACAGUAAAAGGUGUGUUUAUUGAACAGUGGCAAUCUGAAAUGAUCCUGAUCAAAGUGAAUUAAUAUAAUUAAUCAAGAAUGAAAGAUGAUAGUAAAUAAAAUAUGAUUUUCAGACAAGCAAAUCAGUUUGACAAGGGUUAAUACCUUGAAACAUGUACUUGUAUUACACCAACAGUGAAAUAUAAAAGGGCCAAUUUGUGUGUAAAUAUUACAUACAUUCGUAAUCUGGUAUAGGGUAGAAUUCAAAUCAGUAAUUAUUAGUUUAUAUAAUACAAUAAAUU